This is a messenger RNA of Poecilia reticulata (guppy), 2899 nucleotides long. It is a transcript of the gene dennd6b, whose product is annotated as DENN/MADD domain containing 6B. The record is from RefSeq and is a predicted model, not a curated record. Gene Ontology annotation, molecular function: guanyl-nucleotide exchange factor activity. Gene Ontology annotation, cellular component: recycling endosome. Lineage: Eukaryota; Metazoa; Chordata; Actinopteri; Cyprinodontiformes; Poeciliidae.
AUGAGUUUGGAUCCGCCUCUCCAGCUGUUGUGCGCCCCCCCACCCCGACUGCUUAUUUCAGGGGAGCCGAAUUUCGCACAACCUGCCGCGAUGGAUCCGUUGGACGGGUUCGGUUCUCCCCGACGGGAAGAGGCUGCGGCAGACAGCCGAUCCGGCUGGACCCGCUUCUUCUCCUGGCUGGAGUGCGUGUGUGUAGUUACCUUCGAUCUGGAGCUCGGACAAGCCAUUGAGCUAGUUUAUCCGCAGGAUGUCAAACUCACAGAGAAAGAGAAAACCAGCAUCUGUUACCUGUCCUUUCCUGACUCCUACUCAGGAUGCCUUGGGGACACUCAGUUCACCUUCAGGUUACGCCAAUCAGUUGGGCGUCAAAGUUUCAGAGACGACGUCUACAACAGAGACGCCCCGGCCACGCUGCAGAGGGAAACGGCACAUUUUUUCGGCUACGUCUACUUCCGUCAGGUGAAGGAUGUGUCUGUGAAGAGAGGCUAUUUUCAGAAGUCGCUAGUCUUGGUGUCCAGGUUGCCCUACACACACCUGUUUCAUUCGGUGCUGCAGAUCAUCGCACCAGAGUUCUUCGAGAAGCUGGAACCGUUCCUGGAAGCAGUUUGCAAUGAGAUUGACCAGUGGCCCAACCCCUCACCUGGACAGACGCUCAACCUGCCCAUCGUGGGCAUUGUCUUACAGGUUAGAAUUCCUUCAAAAACAGACAAACCGGGAGGAAGUCCCGUCAGACAGAUAACUAACGAGAGCCCACUGCCAGCUCCAACUCUCCUUCCAACCAUCCACGAACUGGACCUCUUUAAGUGUUUCCAGUCGGUUCUGAUCCACCUGCAGAUGCUGUGGGAGCUGAUGCUGCUCGGCGAGCCGCUGGUCGUCAUGGCGCCGUCUCCGACCGUCUGCUCAGAAACAAUACUGGCCCUGGUCAGCUCCAUAAGCCCUCUGAAGUUCUGCUGUGACUUUCGGCCGUAUUUCACCAUCCAUGACAGCGAGUUCAGAGAGUACACGACCCGGACGCAGGCGCCUCCAAAUGUGGUUCUGGGGGUCACCAACCCGUUCUUCAUCAAGACUUUUCAGAACUGGCCUCACAUCGUUCGACUGGGAGAGAUCAAGAUGGCCGGUGAUCUUCCGAAGCAGGUGAAGGUGAAGAAGUUGUCCAAACUAAAAACUCUUGACACCAAACCAGGGAUUUACACAGCCUACAAAACGUUUCUUCACAAAGACAAGAUCCUUAUCAAGAGGCUUUUGAAGGGAAUCCAGAGGAAAAGGCCGUCAGAGGCUCAGAGCGCCAUCUUGAGGCGACACCUGCUUGAACUGACACAGAGCUUCAUCAUUCCUCUGGAGCGGUACAUGGCGAGCCUGAUGCCUCUGCAGAGAUCGGUCACACCCUGGAAGACUCCUCCACAGGUUCGUCCCUUCAGUCAGGACGAGUUCAUUUCCACUCUGGACCACACCGGCCCUCAGCUCACCUCCAUGCUCAGAGGGGACUGGAUGGGUCUGUACAGGAAGUUCUUCAGGUCCCCGAACUUUGACGGCUGGUACCGCCAGCGCCACAGAGAGAUGACGCAGAAGCUGGAGAGCCUCCAUCUGGAGACGAUCUGCGACGCAGACCUUCUGGGCUGGAUCAAAGACAAGUCAGAGGUGGAGAUCGUGGACCUGAUCCUGAAGCUCAGAGAAAAGCUGAUCAAAGCUCGCCGGCAGCAGCUGCAGGUCAAAGAUGGAGUUUUAGACAAACUGGACGCUUUCAUAAACUCUAUAGUCGGCUCGCUGCCUGAAGACCUGCAGCCCGUUCUGAACACACGCUGACACCAUCACACCUGAUAUAAGCCCAAACAAUGCAGAAAGCAGACGAGUCUGAAGACUUCAUGACGACACAGAAGAUUUUCAUUUAUCUCAACAGAAAACCCAACAGCAGAUGGUCGAAGCACACAGUUGUUAUUUUUCUAGUUUGAGAAAUUAAAAACACCAACAUGCUGCUCUCUCCAUGUAUUUUAUCUUAAUAUACUCUUAAUAUAUUAAGACUUUAUUCCCACGUGACUUAUUCUGACAAUAGUACGACUAUUUUCUAGUUUCAUUUUAUUCUAGUGCAAAUUAUCCUCAUAUUAAGACUAUUUUCCUGCUGACUUUAUUCUCGUAAAAUAGCGACUUUAGUUUCCUACAACUCUUUUCUUGUAUAACUUAUUGUUUGACUUUAUAAAUGACUUUUUCUUGUACGAUUUAUUCUCAUGUUAUGACUAUACUUUCAUACAACUUUACAUGACAUUAGUCUUGUAUAACUUCUCGUAAUGUUACUUUGUUCUUGUAUAACUUAUUUUCAUGACUUUUUUUCUCGUAUGACUUUAUUUUCUUAAUAUUACGACUUUAUUUCUGUACGAUUUAUUAUCAUACAACUUCAUACGACUUUAGUGUUGUGCAACUUUAUUUUUGGAUAAUUUCUCGUAAUAUUACUUUAUUCUCAUUCAACUUUAUUAUUUUUUGACUAAUACGGCUUUACUCUUCUACUAUGAAGAAUAAAGUCUUGUAAGACUUUAUUCUUGUGGCAUUACUGCUAGUAGAGUUGUGAAUAUAGUCACAAGACUUUAUUCUUGUAACUAUAUUCUCAUAAUGACUUUAAUUUUUUUAUGACUUUAUUCCCACUGCUUAAAGCUGAGACAUCUUGAUAGAAACUCAAUGUAGAUAAUUCUGGCUGUAGAUAUUUCAGUUAUUAAUUUAUGCGAAGAUAUUAAUUUAUCUGUCGAGUUUUUAGAUAUUAAUUUAUCUAAAAGAAAAGUCCAACUCAGAACAGCAGACAGUUGAAACACAUGGCAUUAUUUUUCUAGUAUUAUAGAGAAAUUUAAAACACUAACACGCUGCUCUCUCUUCAUGUAUUUGUGCUCUAAAAAAUAAAACUUGAAUCAUCUGA